CACCCAUGUCAAAUAAGUCACCCGCAGCAUUAGAAUUUGUGGAAUCUAUUGUGUUCUAGAAAUGACGUCACAAUGACAGUAAGAAGAAAAUUGCCUGCAACUCUUAUUAUUACUUCAUUUGCGAUUUUGAUCAUCCUCAACUGCAUUCAUUUAUUCUUAUAACUUCUUACUUUUUACAAAUUGCUUUUUGGUCAUCUACAACUUUGCUCAUCAGCAGUUUAAAGAACAGCAGUAAAAAAAUAAGAUUCAAAAAUCAAAUAUCACACUGCAAAAAAGCUGAGAAUUGUGGUCAAGUGUACAAUGUUCAACCAUGUACAGCACCACAUUAUUCCAGCGACACAGUGGAAACCCAUUCACCACUCCCACCUCAACACAACCGGUUUCUGAAGUGGAUGAGGUGAAAAGAGGAAAAACGAAGAAGAAAUUGAAAAAGAUUAAGAGGGUUUGGAAGGCACUAUUUGGUAAUAGGGUAGCUGGUGAAAAAUACACUGAGAAGACAAGCUCAUCUGAGGGUGAGAAAAAAGAUCAGGGAGCUGAUGCAGCUGUGCUACAGUCUAGGAGAAACACUGAUAACCAGAUUUACAGUGUACAUGGCCUCCUUCAAGAUGUGGCCUGCACUGAGCUUGCCUCUGAUGUGGAUAGGGCGAAAGGAGGAAGAAAUAAGGAGAAAUGUGAAAAGUCGAUUUGGAAGGUACUUUUUGGUUGUAUGAGACCUAGUAAAAAAGUCCUCCAAACUCCACUUUGCACUGUGGUCGCCCAGAAUGUUGACACCCUCCAAGCUCCAGCCCACACUGUCAACAACCAGAGUGUUGAUGCCAAACAAACUCCAGUCCAAGUCGAGUCUGACUGGAGUGUUGAUGCCCAACAAGCUCCAGCCGAACAAGCACCAGCCCAGCUCCAGCCCAACAAGCUCCAGCCCAGGUCGAGUCUGACUGGAGUGUUGAUGCCCAACAAGCUCCAGCCCAGGUCGAGUCUGACUGGAGUGUUGAUGCCCAACAAGCUCCAGCCCAACAAGCUCCAGCCCAGGUCGAGUCUGACUGGAGUGUUGAUGCCCAACAAGCUCCAGCCCAGGUCGAGUCUGACUGGAGUGUUGAUGCCCAACAAGCUCCAGCCCAACAAGCUCCAGCCCAGGUCGAGUCUGACUGGAGUGUUGAUGCCCAACAAGCUCCAGCCCAACAAGCUCCAGCCCAGGUCGAGUCUGACUGGAGUGUUGAUGCCCAACAAGCUCCAGCCCAGGUCGUGUCGGACUGGAGUGUUGAUGCCCAACAAGCUCCAGCCCAACAAGCUCCAGCCCAGGUCGAGUCUGACUGGAGUGUUGAUGCCCAACAAGCUCCAGCCCAGGUCGAGUCUGACUGGAGUGUUGAUGCCCAACAAGCUCCAGCCCAGGUCGAGUCUGACUGGAGUGUUGAUGCCCAACAAGCUCCAGCCCAGGUCGAGUCUGACUGGAGUGUUGAUGCCCAACAAGCUCCAGCCCAACAAGCUCCAGCCCAGGUGGAGUCGGACUGGAGUGUUGAUGCCCAACAAGCUCCAGCCCAACAAGCUCCAGCCCAGGUCGAGUCUGACUGGAGUGUUGAUGCCCAACAAGCUCCAGCCCAGGUCGAGUCUGACUGGAGUGUUGAUGCCCAACAAGCUCCAGCCCAGGUCGAGUCUGACUGGAGUGUUGAUGCCCAACAAGCUCCAGCCCAACAAGCUCCAGCCCAGGUCGAGUCUGACUGGAGUGUUGAUGCCCAACAAGCUCCAGCCCAGGUCGAGUCUGACUGGAGUGUUGAUGCCCAACAAGCUCCAGCCCAGGUCGAGUCUGACUGGAGUGUUGAUGCCCAACAAGCUCCAGCCCAACAAGCUCCAGCCCAGGUCGAGUCUGACUGGAGUGUUGAUGCCCAACAAGCUCCAGCCCAGGUCGUGUCGGACUGGAGUGUUGAUGCCCAACAAGCUCCAGCCCAACAAGCUCCAGCCCAGGUCGAGUCUGACUGGAGUGUUGAUGCCCAACAAGCUCCAGCCCAGGUCGAGUCUGACUGGAGUGUUGAUGCCCAACAAGCUCCAGCCCAGGUCGAGUCUGACUGGAGUGUUGAUGCCCAACAAGCUCCAGCCCAGGUCGAGUCUGACUGGAGUGUUGAUGCCCAACAAGCUCCAGCCCAACAAGCUCCAGCCCAGGUGGAGUCGGACUGGAGUGUUGAUGCCCAACAAGCUCCAGCCCAACAAGCUCCAGCCCAGGUCGAGUCUGACUGGAGUGUUGAUGCCCAACAAGCUCCAGCCCAGGUCGAGUCUGACUGGAGUGUUGAUGCCCAACAAGCUCCAGCCCAGGUCGAGUCUGACUGGAGUGUUGAUGCCCAACAAGCUCCAGCCCAACAAGCUCCAGCCCAGGUCGAGUCUGACUGGAGUGUUGAUGCCCAACAAGCUCCAGCCCAGGUCGAGUCUGACUGGAGUGUUGAUGCCCAACAAGCUCCAGCCCAGGUCGAGUCUGACUGGAGUGUUGAUGCCCAACAAGCUCCAGCCCAACAAGCUCCAGCCCAGGUCGAUUCCGGCCCAGGUCGAGUCUUACUGGAGUGUUGAUGCACUCCAAGGUCCAGUACCUGCUGUGUCUGACUGGAGUGUGGACAUCCUACAAACUCCAGGCCACACCAAGUCUUUAUUUGAUCCUUGCUCAGACAUCUUUUCCUACUAUGAAGUCGGCAAUAUGCUGGGUCAAGGAGGAUUUGGAGCCGUCUAUGAAGGGAGGCGUGUGAAGGAUGGCCUUGAGGUGGCAGUGAAAUUUGUCAAGAAAACAGAGGAUAUGCACUACAUCAACUUUCCUGAACCUCUUCCACUGGAGGUAGCUCUUUUAAUCCUCGUAAAUGAAGGCCCCAGAGUUCCCCAGAUAAUCCAGCUGCUGGACUGGAAGGAUGUGGGUGAAUACUGCAUCAUGAUUCUGGAGCGGCCUAUUCCUUGCGAGGACUUGUUUGAUUUUGUGCAGCGCCGUGGAGGCAGAAUCGACGAGGAGUUGGCUCGGGUUGUCAUGCAGCAGGCAACACAAGCCGCUUACAUGAGCUGCCAACGUGGAGUGCUGCACCGAGACAUCAAAAAGGAAAACAUUCUGAUCAACAAGGACACCCUAGAAGUCAAACUAAUUGACUUUGGGUGUGGCGACCUCCUUCAAAGGGCACCUUAUACUACAUUCAGGGGCACACGAAUGUACUGUCCACCCGAAUUCAUAUCAGAGGGCAAGUACCACGGGGAGCCAGCGACGGUAUAUUCAUUGGGAGUGCUCUUGUUCUCGCUGGUAUGCGGGACAUUUCCAGAUAACGCCGACCUGAUUAUGAUCAAUCGGAACUGUUGGUUUAUAGCUGGCUUAUCACUAGAUUGCUGCCAAUUGAUCUGCUCUUGCCUGCAGCGUGAGCCAGCAGAGCGACUUGAUUUGGCCAAGAUUCUGCACCAUGAAUGGUUUAAGGGCUCAGAUAUGGAGAAAUUCUGCAAAUAGUGGCCGUGUUCCCUGUCACAGCCAGCCCAGGUGUUGUCAUCUACUGACAGCUCAUCAUGACCCAGAACUCCAUUUCCAUUCUUGCAAACUCAGUGAAAAACUAUUGUUGUUGUUGUUGUUGUUUAUUAGUUUUUUUGAAUGGUCUUAUAAUCUUUUAUCUUGUAUGGUCUUAUUAUAUCUUGUAUUACAUUUAAAAAAAAUGACAGUGCUCUAACAACAGUUUUUCGACGAAUACAUUAAUUAAUGAAAAUUUACACUGAACAUAAAUACAUAAAGUAAAACAACAUCAAAACCAUUAUGUGUAUAUUUUGGUGGAGUUGAGUGUCAGAUUUUCAGAUCGUAGGACAUGACAGUAUCUAAAAUACACAAUUGAGUUUAGAGUUAUGGUAUAACUCUUUCAUUUUCUAAAAUAUCUUUUUUUACAGUAGUGAAAUAAAAGCUAACUUUCUUAAAGCUUAUUGUUGAAUUUCAAUGUAUCUGCUCCCCUC
This is a messenger RNA of Carassius carassius (crucian carp), 3942 nucleotides long. RefSeq lists its product as uncharacterized. The record is from RefSeq and is a predicted model, not a curated record. Bases 311 to 3454 code for a protein of 1047 amino acids. Gene Ontology annotation, biological process: regulation of mitotic cell cycle; negative regulation of apoptotic process; protein autophosphorylation. Gene Ontology annotation, molecular function: protein serine/threonine kinase activity; ATP binding. NCBI's taxonomy places the organism in Eukaryota, Metazoa, Chordata, Actinopteri, Cypriniformes, Cyprinidae. Gene Ontology annotation, cellular component: cytoplasm. The transcript has 10 exons.